Messenger RNA from Echinops telfairi (small Madagascar hedgehog), 1233 nucleotides. RefSeq names its product N-acetyltransferase domain containing 1 (gene NATD1). The record is from RefSeq and is a predicted model, not a curated record. The transcript has 4 exons. The coding region runs from base 1 to 633 and encodes 210 amino acids. Lineage: Eukaryota; Metazoa; Chordata; Mammalia; Afrosoricida; Tenrecidae.
AUGGGGGCUGCGAAGGCCACUGUAGCCACCUCGUGUGCGCCAGGCAGCCACCACAUCUUCGUGCACGGUUCCCUGGUUCUGGACGCCUUUACCCUGGGCCACAGUAACAAGCUGCUGGGCGAAGACGAGGGCAACCGUAGCAACUUCUUUGUCCCGGAGCCGAGCCAAGAGGCGGCCCAGAGGAAGGCAUUGUGGCUCAUCCUCACCUGCUCCACCCUGCCACCAGGGCGGCCAGCCUGUCUCUCACUCCUGCCUGGGGCCUUCGCGCCGCCUGGCUCCAAAUCCCAGACCCUCCACCCACCCUCACCGUCCAGUCUGCAGAGGCCGGGAGUGGGGCUAGCUGGGCCCUUGCAGGGUCUCUGGUCUCACACUGUAUCCCCCGUCUCUCUGGACCCAGGCUGUCAUGACAGGGCCGUCCUGCUCUAUGAAUAUGUUGGAAAGCGGACCGUGGACCUGCAGCACACGGAGGUCCCCGACGCCUACCGGGGGCGAGGUAUCGCCAAACACCUUGCCAAGGCUGCGCUGGACUUCGUGGUGGAGGAGGACCUGAAGGCCCACCUCACGUGCUGGUACAUCCAGAAGUACGUCAAGGAGAACCCCCUGCCGCAGUACCUGGAGCGCGUGCAGCCGUAACCUCCGCCUCCAGGCGGAAGCACUCUGCCUCGGACCUUUCAUCCGGCCUUCGCUGACCACCGUGCCCUCUCAGGGAACCUCGGCCCUGCCAGGACCAGACUCAUUCUUCUGUAUAAGGGUGCCUCUCCGGCCCGAUCGCCAGACCACCGGGGUGCCCAUUUGUUUUCACAGGAGGCCCAGGACACUCUCCCUACCACUGUCCUCCCCACCUCCUGGCCUUGUCCUCCCCACCACACAGGCUCCCUCCACAAGCCAGGCCGGCCCCUGGCUCCCCGUUGCCUGCAGAGGGGCAGGGGGUAGGGAUGGCAGGCUGAGAACAGCUGUGCCAAGAGAGCGGGGCUGGCGCAGGCUGCGAUGGAUGGGAGCCGGCUGACGUAGUGAAGAGGGGGACCGGGCAGCAGGGGUCGUAACGUGCUCACUGUAGAGGCUGCUCCAGCCUGCUCUCGCCUGUGAUGGGUGUGCCGGUGAGGGCCAGGACACAGCGUGGACAGAGAUGUGUCUGCGGCCAGCCUGGGGAACUCCCCUGCUGGUCUUGGCUCUGGGCUUCCUGGGGGGGCGAGGGGUGAACCAUGUACCAGCAGGAUGGUUGAGCCGCUUCCA